This is a messenger RNA of Emys orbicularis (European pond turtle), 2264 nucleotides long. It is a transcript of the gene STK11, whose product is annotated as serine/threonine kinase 11. The record is from RefSeq and is a predicted model, not a curated record. The coding region runs from base 848 to 2170 and encodes 440 amino acids. Gene Ontology annotation, molecular function: protein kinase activator activity; ATP binding; protein serine/threonine kinase activity. Gene Ontology annotation, biological process: establishment of cell polarity; regulation of cell growth; regulation of Wnt signaling pathway. Lineage: Eukaryota; Metazoa; Chordata; Testudines; Emydidae. The transcript has 10 exons. Gene Ontology annotation, cellular component: nucleus; cytoplasm.
CUGAGUGACCACUCACUAAGGGUGUGUUUCGGGGUCUUGUAAGGGGGAAAGAGCCCGCUCCUCCAAUCACACUUUAAGGAGGGGUGGACAGGCUGGGUGAAGUUUUAGUAGGAUUUGUGUUGUCUGCCUACCUGACACCUGGACCAGUGGUGGUGACACAUCAUGUGUCAGGCACAAUCCAAGUGGUUGAAGGAUGCCCCUGGGAGAUAUUGAUAGGCGCACAAGGCCUCAAACUUUCAUAGGGGGGGGAAGAGAAGAAAUUAGAAUAGGUGUUGAAAUCACCUUCCAAGAAACUUCGUUCCAGCUACCCAACGGCUGAGAAAAUCAUCCGAGCUCAUACCUGGGAGGUGAGGGUGGCAGGGGAGAGUAAAUGACCCCGCAAUUCGCAGUUUGGAAUUGGGAACCAUGAUCUGCUAGUAAUGGAAAGUCAUGAAAAAGACUUGACCAUCUUUUUGUUUAUCUGUGGUUCUAAAGUCCUAGAGGAUGACCUAGCACUUAAGAACCAAUUUGCAGCCCAGUAGAAGGUCAAGCGAGAGCAAGCUGACCUGAAAGAACCCAAGUGGUGGGAUCAGGUCAAUAGUAAAACAAAUCCCAAACUGAGACAGUACCUGGUGAGACUUUUUUUGUUUUUAGUAACGAGACAUUGAGUUGUUGGAACCAGGCACUGGAAUUUGUAGGACCCUCCUUGGCUGGAAGCAGCUCAUAGUGUUUUUUUUUAAAUUAACGUUCGUACAAUCUUCUGGAUAACUUUUAUUUCAAGAAGGAGUAAAAGGGAGCGUUGGAAAUUAAAGAACCGGAUUAAAACCUUGAGCACUUAAGGAAAACAGGUUAAGGAACUUAAUCCAGGAUGGAUGUGCAGGAACCGCAGGAGUUGAGUAUGUUUGCAGAGAGUGAACUGAUGUCUGUGGGGAUGGACACGUUCAUCCAUCGCAUUGACUCCACGGAAGUCAUCUACCAGCCACGGCGCAAAAGGGCCAAGCUCAUUGGCAAAUACCUAAUGGGGGACUUACUUGGAGAAGGGUCUUAUGGCAAAGUCAAGGAGAUGUUGGACUCUGAAACCCUCUGUAGGAGAGCUGUCAAAAUCCUGAAGAAGAAGAAACUGCGCAGGAUCCCCAAUGGGGAGGCAAAUGUUAAAAAGGAAAUUCAGCUCCUGCGACGAUUACGACACAAAAAUGUCAUCCAGCUGGUAGACGUGUUAUAUAAUGAAGAGAAGCAGAAAAUGUAUAUGGUGAUGGAAUAUUGUGUGUGUGGGAUGCAGGAGAUGCUUGACAGUGUCCCAGAAAAAAGGUUUCCAGUCUUUCAGGCUCACGGGUACUUUUGCCAGCUCAUAGAUGGCUUAGAAUACUUGCACAGCCAAGGGAUUGUCCACAAGGAUAUAAAACCUGGGAACCUCCUGCUAACAACCAAUGGGACACUAAAAAUAUCCGAUUUAGGAGUGGCAGAGGCAUUGCAUCCGUUUGCAGAGGACGAUACGUGCAGAACGAGCCAAGGGUCGCCAGCAUUCCAGCCGCCAGAAAUUGCCAAUGGCCUUGAUACCUUUUCAGGCUUUAAAGUGGACAUCUGGUCAGCAGGGGUCACGUUAUACAACAUUACAACGGGUCUUUAUCCCUUUGAGGGGGAUAAUAUCUAUAAGUUAUUUGAAAACAUCGGGAAAGGGGACUACACGAUUCCAGAGGAUUGUGGUCCUCCGCUCUCCGACCUACUUAGAGGGAUGCUUGAAUAUGACCCAGCCAAGAGAUUUUCAAUACAGCAGAUAAGGCAGCACAACUGGUUUCGUAAGAAACAUACUCAGGCAGAGGCUCUGGUCCCCAUACCUCCUAGCCCAGAGACAAAGGACAGGUGGAGGAGUAUGACGGUGGUGCCUUAUCUGGAAGAUCUCCAUGGCUACAAUGAGGAAGAGGAUGAUGACUUGUAUGACAUUGAAGAUGAUAUCAUCUACACUCAGGACUUCACAGUACCAGGACAGGUGCCUGACGAGGAGGCUGCGCCAAACGGGCAGAACCGCGGCAAAGGGCUGCCCAAGCCGGUGUGCAUGAACGGGACGGAGCCGGGACAGCUAAGCACCAAAUUGAAAGCGGAGCGGCGGGCGAGCGCCUCGUCCAACCCUUCGCGCAAGGCCUGCUCUGCCAGCAGCAAGAUCCGCAAGCUCUCCACCUGCAAGCAGCAGUGAGCCCGACGCGUGCGCGCUCUUCGCAGAGCCUGUCUUGGAGCCUGGGCCAGCCUACGCCCCGUCCUCCUCGCCCCAGCUCCGUCUCUCCUGGGAG